Molecule: messenger RNA, 2112 nt
Organism: Prunus persica (peach)
Lineage: Eukaryota; Viridiplantae; Streptophyta; Magnoliopsida; Rosales; Rosaceae
Product: zinc finger BED domain-containing protein RICESLEEPER 2
Exons: 4
Coding region: 1-2112 (703 amino acids)
Molecular function (GO): protein dimerization activity; DNA binding
Source: RefSeq, a predicted model, not a curated record
AUGAGUGACGACAAUGAAGAGACUCAAGUUCCUGAAACCCAAAUUGAGAAGGAUAACAACCCUACACCAAAUGAAAAUGAUAGCAAUCCUGCAGUAACUGAAAAUAACGACACAGAAGCCACAAUUUCAACUCAAGCUGCUAUGAAUAAAAGGAAAGGUAGAUCUCCUGCUUGGGAACAUUUUGAAAAGAAAGAAAUUCGAGGUCAAAUAAAAGCUGUGUGCAUUCAUUGUAAGAAUAUCUUAGGCGCAAGUAGCAAGAAUGGGACUAGACAUUUACUUGAUCAUGUAAAGUCUUGUCUUCAUAAAAGACAAAGAACCAUAGAUCAAUCAAUGUUGAAUCCUACAAAGUUGAGUGAUGGGAGUGUCAAACUUGGCACUUAUAAUUUUGACCACGACCAUGCCAGGAAGGCACUUGCAAAUAUGAUUAUUCUUCAUGAGUAUCCAUUAUCCAUGGUUGAUCAUAUUGGAUUCAAGAUGUAUUCCAAUGCUUUGCAACCAUUAUUUAAGGUGUGUUCUCGAAACACAAUCAAGAAGGACAUAUUUAAGGUUUUUGAAGUUGAGAGGGAGAAAACAAUGAAGUUGUUGGACACCAACAGAAGUAGAAUUGCCAUUACAACGGAUAUGUGGACAUCGAAUAAUCAAAAGAGAGGAUUCAUGACUAUCACAUCACAUUUCAUUGAUGAUGCAUGGAAUUUACAAAGCCGACUAAUAAGGUUUGUAUAUGUUCCAUGUCCACACAUGGCGGAGGUACUUGCUGAUGCUUUAUUGGAAUGCAUGUUCGAAUGGAAUCUUGACCGUAAGUUGUCUACCUUAACUGUAGAUAAUUGUUCUACAAAUGAUUCCAUGAUUGCGAUAGUGUUAGAUAAGAUUUGCUCGAGUUCACUUAUGUUAGAUGGACGUUUAUUCCACAUGCGGUGUUGUGCUCAUAUUUUGAAUUUGGUAGUGAGAGAUGGCUUAGAGGUGAUUAAAAAAAGUAUUGAGAAAAUUAGGUACAGUGUUGCAUUUUGGCUAGGAACCCAAAAAAGAGAGGAGAAAUUUCUUGAAGCGGCCAGGCAAUUGAGAGUUCCAACCUCUAAAAUGUUAGAACUUGAUUGUAAGACUAGAUGGAACUCUACAUAUUCCAUGCUUAAGACUGCAAUGAUAUACAAAGAUGUUUUUCCUCGUUUGAAGCACCGUGAGCCAUUGUACAAAGAAGUGCCUAGUGAAAGUGAUUGGGCAAAGACAAAGGAGCUUGUUGAUAAGUUGGCCAUGUUUUAUGAUGUGACUGUUCUUUUUUCAGGGACCAAGUAUCCUACUGCCAAUCUUUACUUUAAGAAUAUUUGUGCUAUUAGAUUAGCAAUUUAUGAUUGGCUUAGUUCUGAACAAGAAGAGGUGCAAGCAAUGGCAUUACAUAUGCAAACAAAGUUUGAGAAGUAUUGGGAUACAAUGCAUGGUUUGAUGGGAGUUGCAAGUAUUUUGGAUCCAAGGUAUAAGAUGAAACAAAUUGAAUUUUUAUGCUCUCUAAUAUAUUCAAACAACGCAGCUCAAGAGAUUAAGAAAUAUAAAGAUAUUCUCUAUGACUUGGUCAAGGAGUAUCAGUCAAGAUCUCAACAAAGUCAACAGGUGCAAUCUGAAUCUUUGAUUCCUACUUCGUCAUCUAGACCAUCUAUGCCUAAACUUGAUUUGGUAAAGCAAUUAGAUGUGUUUGUUUCUCACUCCACUACCCAUGGACAUGUUAAAUCUGAGUUGGAUCAUUAUCUAGAAGAGUCUCUUUUACCUAGGAAUGAUGAUGAUGAUUUUGAUAUAUUAUGUUGGUGGAAAUCAAAUGGGAUCAAAUAUCCUACUUUGCAUGAUAUUGCUAGAGAUAUUUUGGCCAUUCCUGUAUCCACAGUUACUUCAGAGUCUUGCUUUAGUACUAGUGGAAGGAUUAUAAGCCCUCAUCAUAGCCGGCUUCAUUCAAACACAGUAGAGGCAUUGAUGUGCGCUCGCGAUUGGUUAUGGAGUGAGAUAAGAGCUUCAAGCCCUAAUGAGAAGGAAGCUAGAAGAGUUACCGUUCAAGAUGAAGAAGUUGAUAAUAAUGAGGAAGAGGAGUCUACCAUUGAAACAGAGAACAUAUCUUUGUUUUUUGAUUAA